Messenger RNA from Penicillium robsamsonii, 1038 nucleotides. RefSeq lists its product as uncharacterized. Bases 1 to 1038 code for a protein of 345 amino acids. NCBI's taxonomy places the organism in Eukaryota, Fungi, Ascomycota, Eurotiomycetes, Eurotiales, Aspergillaceae. The transcript has a single exon. The record is from RefSeq and is a predicted model, not a curated record.
AUGGAAUCCCUCCGUGCACGGGGAUCAGGGGACUACGGAAAGCUCGCCAUUGCCACAGCCACCAUUCUCGGAAUCCUCACACUCGGGGCCCUCAUCUACUUACUGGUGUGGUACGUUCGACGAAGACUCCGUGCCCGACGACUUCGUCGCCAGGGAAGUCACGAAAAUGACCAGUUCGACCAGUCCGCAGUGUCACUGGCCGAGGACACAGGCAGGACCCUAGAUGACUUCCUCAUGAAGGAGAUCCAGCCCGAACGGAGCUCAAUCAUGUUUAACAGAAGUCGGUCUCCAUCCAUGACCAUCAUCAUUGGCGACGCCGAUAUUGUCCGCUGCAAGUCUCCAUCUCGCCCUUAUCUCACGCGAUAUGAUAUGGCAGCUUCUUCAUCUGCAGAUACACACAUCUUGACCCAGAUCCUGACCCAAGAAUCAAGCACCGACGAGCCGCGGUCAGAUCAGACUCAGUGGAGUAGCUCAGGACGACGUUCAUCAAGCACGACGCCGAGAGCGUCUACCUCGUCAUCGGUCGUCCCAUCCUCGGGAUCAUCUCAGAUGUGGACUACGACUGCUAGCACACCGUCGGAUCGGACUCAGACAAGCAGCUCGGGACAGCGUUCAUCAGUCACAACAUCAAGAGCAUCAAUCUCGUCAUCCAUCGUCCCACCGGCUGGAUCUUACCAGAUUUGGACUACCUCUGCUGGCACUGAGACGUUUUCGCUUGUUAGUCAAUCUUCAAACUCGCACCACCCUCAAAGUCCCACUGGCCCAUCGACAUCCCGCAACUCGCAGGUAUAUACACGUCGGUCGAAUGCUGCUUCUGGUGCAUCGAGUCGUCCGUCCAGUGCAGGUGUCUUGCAGGCUGCAUCUCGGAUGUUCAAUGACGCGGAGGCUUCGAGGAUGGCUCACUCGAGAACUAUCCGCUCUGUUGGAUCGAUGACCCCCACUUCCCCCGUUUCUCCAGUGUUGGUGGACCUUUCCGCUGAAAAUGAGCCCCAAUGGACUUCUGUCCCCCCUGCUCCUUUUCCUUUCAGCCAGCUCUGA